AUGCCGGGGAAGCGGGGCUCGGCGGGCGGCGGCGGCACCGAGCUCCCGGGGGCCGGCGCGCCGCGGCAGCGCAGGCGGCGGAGGAAGGUCUCCUGCUUCUCCAGCAUCCAGCUCUUCCUGGUGUCCGAGUGCGCCCUGAUGCUGGCCCAGGGCACGGUGGGAGCCUACCUGGUGAGUGUUUUAACCACCUUGGAGCGGCGAUUCAACCUUCAGAGUGCUGACGUGGGCGUCAUUGCCAGCAGCUUCGAGAUCGGCAACCUGGCCCUCAUCCUCUUCGUGAGCUACUUCGGAGCCCGAGGACACCGACCACGCUUAAUAGGAUGUGGAGGGAUAGUCAUGGCCUUGGGUGCCCUCCUUUCCGCAUUGCCUGAAUUUCUGACCCAUCAGUACGAAUAUGAGUCGGGAGAAAUACGCUGGGGGGCUGAAGGGAGGGAUGUGUGUGCUGUCAACGGGUCCUCCAGCGAUGAGGGACCAGACCCGGACCUUAUCUGCAGGAAUAGAACUGCUACCAACAUGAUGUACUUGCUGCUCAUUGGAGCACAGGUCCUCCUGGGCAUUGGUGCUACCCCUGUCCAGCCCCUGGGAGUUUCCUACAUCGACGACCACGUGAGGCGGAAAGAUUCCUCCCUGUACAUAGGGAUCCUGUUUACGAUGCUGGUAUUUGGACCAGCCUGUGGAUUUAUAUUGGGCUCCUUCUGUACCAAAAUCUAUGUGGAUGCUGUCUUCAUUGACACAAGUAAGCUGGACAUAACCCCGGACGACCCUCGGUGGAUCGGUGCGUGGUGGGGAGGCUUCCUGCUGUGUGGUGCCUUACUCUUCUUCUCGUCCCUGCCGAUGUUCGGGUUCCCGCAGUCGCUGCCCCCGCGGCCGGAGCACGCCGGGGAGAGCGAGCAGGCCAUGCUUCCCGAGCGGGAAUACGAGAGGCCCAAGCCGAGCAACGGGGUCCUGCGGCACCCGCUGGAUGGGGAGAGCAGCACGACCUGCUUCCAGCAGCUGCGAGUGAUCCCCAAAGUAACUAAGCACUUGCUCUCCAAUCCCGUCUUCACCUGUAUCAUCCUGGCAGCCUGCAUGGAGAUCGCAGUGGUGGCCGGAUUCGCCGCCUUCCUUGGAAAGUACUUGGAGCAGCAGUUCAACCUCACCACCUCAUCUGCCAACCAGCUCCUGGGGAUGACAGCAAUCCCAUGUGCGUGUCUGGGCAUAUUCCUGGGUGGCCUCUUAGUGAAGAAGCUCAGCCUGUCUGCUCUGGGAGCCAUCAGGAUGGCCAUGCUGGUGAACCUGGUGUCCACAGCUUGCUACGUGUCUUUCCUGUUCCUGGGAUGUGACACAGGGCCUGUGGCAGGGGUUACUGUUCCCUAUGGAAACAACUCAACUCCAACCUCAUCUCUGGACCCAUAUUCCCCCUGCAAUAACAACUGUGAAUGCCAAACUGAUUCCUUCACUCCAGUCUGUGGGGCAGACGGGGUCACAUACUUAUCUGCCUGCUUUGCUGGCUGCAGCAGCACGAACCUCAGUGGCUGUUCGUGCCUCACCUCGGUCCCUGCCGAAAAUGCCACCGUGGUUCCUGGCAAAUGCCCCAGCCCCGGCUGCGAAGAGGCCUUCCUGACAUUCCUCUGCGUGAUGUGUGUUUGCAGCAUGAUCGGGGCCAUGGCGCAGACACCGUCAGUCAUCAUCCUCAUCAGAACCGUGAGCCCUGAACUCAAAUCUUACGCUCUGGGGGUGCUUUUCCUACUGCUCCGGUUGCUGGGUUUUAUCCCACCUCCGCUGAUCUUUGGGGCUGGAAUUGACUCCACGUGUCUAUUCUGGAGCACGUUCUGCGGCGAGCAAGGAGCCUGCGCCCUGUACGACAACGUGGUCUAUAGAUACCUGUAUGUUAGUAUUGCUAUAGCCCUGAAGUCUUUUGCAUUCAUCUUAUACACAACCACCUGGCAGUGCUUGAGGAAAAACUAUAAAAGAUACAUCAAGAACCACGAAGGUGGUCUCAGCACUAGUGAGUUUUUUGCCUCUACUCUCACCCUAGACAAUCUGGGGCGGGACUCAGUGCCCCAAAGUCAACCACAUAGGACAAAAUUUAUCUAUAACCUUGAAGAUCAUGAGUGGUGUGAAAACAUGGAGUCUGUUUUAUAGUGACUGUGGAGGGGUGAACUAUAUUAAUAAUACAAGGGUCCUUUUUAAUAAAAACAAGGAGAGAGCACGAAUGAAGAUACACAACUGCGAAACAACAACGGCAACACAGGAAACUUUUGUCUUUUCCUCAAAGUCAGACCCAGCCAUGAUUCUUGAGAACAGCAUCUUCUAAUGGGAUCACUUGUGACAUCCUGCAGGGUGAUGGAGAAAGCAGGGAGCCAUCUGUGGCUGGGUACCAGCCCCCUUGAUGACAGUACGAGCUCCCAAGGAGGGCGUCUGCAGAGGUUCAUGGGAGAGCUCAGCACACGGGCGGGCUUGGGCAUGAGGCAUAGAGAAAGUGAGGUGAUAAUGGCAAUAGGUGUUUGCGGUUGCAAACGGGGUCCUGGGGGGUGUGUGGAGCACCCACAGCACGGGCUGAAGGGUUGGCCAGUCUGGGUACUGCUGCUCAAACCUGCUCUGCUCUGCAGUGGCAAAGAGGGAGCAGUGCUGGAGUCGUUCCACCAGUCACACUCUGUCACCAGCCACGAGUCCACGAUAAAUACCUUGAAAGCUGCUGGAAACCUUCCCGGUGGCGAGCAAUGCUGUCAGGGGUAUCCAAGUCCUUCCAGCCCAGGCUUAUUUGCAGAUUGCAGCUCUGUGGCUGUCUGUGAAUAACUGCGCUCAGAUCUCAAACCCAGUAGAGUUCAAGACAUUUGCUCACACUUGCCAAACGUGCUGUCAUUUUUAAAGGGGGACGAGUUCCAAAUACUUAUCUGUGUAGUCCUCUAAUAAGAUGUUUUUUUAAAAUUAUUUUCAGAUCUAUGUUAACCCUUAAAUCGCUGACACUUUUCCAUAGGGGGGAUUUAUUUAUGCUAGUUUGGGGAAGGAUCCUGUUUAAUUCACCCAAACAUAAUGUGACUCAAGGGGUUUGUUUAAUCCUCUGCGUUUUUUAUCCAUACGCCUUCAUUCUAAUAUGCUACCAAGCCAAUGAAGACACAUAAUAUGUUUUUAAAAAAGAGAACGAAUGCACUGUGUCUCUAUAAAAACAAUUGUCAGUUGGAAAAUUAUAGCUAAUAUGAUGAUUUACAUAAUAUAGUUUUUUUCAUAUUCUAUGUGACUCAGUGAAUACAUAUAUAUGUGGAGAGGCUGUUUAUGUUCUCUCCGGUUUUUAAAGAUAUAUAUAUAUAUAAUUUGCAAUCUAGAAAUUGUGUGGUGGAUGUUUUCUUUAAAGUGUGUGUGUGUGUGUGUGUGUACGUGUACAAGAUGAGAGGAAUACUGACCUUAAUCCUUCAACCCUCACAACUGGUAUUUUAUUCUUCACCUGAGAAAUUCCACUGAUUUCAGUGGAAGCCAUGUGAGGAAGAUGGAGUAGCCUCCCCUCCUGGAUGCCACGUUUUGCCCUUAGAUGUGGAAAUAGUGUUCCUCUGGAAGGCUGGGUUAUGGGAGCAGAGGCUGGCCAGCAUUGAGCAACUCAAACUUUCAUUCAGCUCCCUGGGAAGCAUCCAUGCAGGAGCAGAUUCGGUUUUGCUCUUGCAAUGAAGUCUUACCUAAGCCUGUAAAAAUCGUGGGGGAGCUUUCAUCUGAUUACAAGAAGCAUGGGGGUCAGACUUAUUUUGUAUGCAUAUUUUUGUUUUCCAAAACAUUCCUGCUGGGAAGGAAUAUAAAUUGGUGGUGUUUGAUGAAUCUUUCCCCAGGAACCAGACCCAUUUCCGAUGGACUAAAUGUCAGAAGGGUUUUAAGGGUUAGCAUCAUAACAAAAAGCUCCUUUUUUUGUUUGAGUUUUGAAGCUGUUGUGAAUUUGAGGAUGUUUAGAAACCUGGCAUAUUGAGUCAAAUGCUGGAUGUCACUUCCAUGCAGCUGUUGGAGGGGCUGAUCUUCCCCAAGUCCUUGUCCGUUGCUGGCAAUGGACACCCUAGAGUUGGCACAAUUACAGAGGGUUGAUAACUUGCCACUCAUGUUCAACACCUUUUUAGCAGACUUUACUUUUAUCUAGGCAUUGCAACAUGGGUGUGGGGUAUCAAACUGCUUCCAUUUGACUGACUUUACAUGUCUUUGUAAUUUAUGCACAGCAUUAUAUGUUCAGCAACAAUAAGGGCAGGAAAAAAGGGUGUAUCAAAUAAACUCCACUGUGCCAAAUACUCCACAAUAUUGUAACUGCAGAUAUUUGAUUCUUGGGUUUCAGCCAUGUUAAGAAUCACUUGAUUGAUGAAGGAGUUUAAGGAAAAAAAAGGUUAUUAAGCUAUGCAGUGCCAUUGUUACGCUGGGUGGUAAAUGAUGCUUUUUAGAUCAUUAGAUUGGUUUAGUGUAUCCUGUCUGCUAAAAUAGAGAUACUGCAUCCAUAAAACAAUGAAUUUACAAAAGGCACAGGGUGCAUAACUGUCUCAUAGAAUAUAUAUAAUUGUCAAGUAUAAGCCUUUGAAAUCAUUCUGUACAGUUCUCUUCGUUCUGCAGAUUUAUUACUUAGACUGCUAUCUUUUCAAAUGUUAGCUCAUAAUUUUAUACUAUACACACACAUUCAGACUCAAACACAAAUGUCACAGAAUAGAACCUUUCUAAAAGCCUGAUUGCUUGAAAUUCCAUAACCCCUUUCAGAAUUUCAUUAUUUUCCCCUCUGAAAGUCCAAGGUGAAGGACAAUAGCAUGCUGACAUGAUGCAAAACAAACUCCCAGUGUUCACAAGCUGUGGUUUGUCGGUGCAGUCUAAAGUCCCCCUUGACCGGAGUUAUAGAAGCAGGAUUCCAGGGCACGGAAUGUUUUAGUUUUUAUUUUUGUUUUCUUUUCUUUUCAUUUGAUCUCUUCUCUUAGUAUAUAUGGGAGAUGCAGUUGAAUGGGGUUACUUACAUUAUUUUUAAGCUGUAACUUGAAAUUCCUACGUGAUUGUUAUUUUAUUUCUUUUGAUAAUGCAACUUUUGAAAAGCUUUCUCCUCAUCCCACUCUUUUUUUUUCCCAAGGUUGUAUCCAAUGCCUGCAUUGCGAAGGGCUUUGCUGUCAGUGCUUUGGUAUAGAUUUAAGAACAGAGCUUUAGUUUUAAGAAAAUACACAGACCAAAAGCUUCAUCCAUCCCAGCAGGCAUUUUGGUUUUUUUCUGAUUUCAAAACCACAAGCUAGUUUUUCCUGCAACCCAAUGUUUGUUAUAGAAUAACAAAUUAAAAGAGUCACACAUCCUCCUGCUUCCCAAAUUGCAAGUAUGGGCCUUUGCCUGUCAGCACUUUGCUUCCAUCCCUCAACUGCCUUAACAAUGCAGGAAACUUAAGAGCAAGGAUGGAGUUAGAAUGGAAUGCUGGAAUUUUUUUUCCCAUAUUCAUGGGCAUUGAAAUUCAGGGGUUUGUUGAGACCUCAGUCUCUUCAGAAAUGUUAUUUUGACAUUUCCAAGCACUGUGUUCCCUGUGUGGCUGUCUGCUAAGGAAUGGGAUGUUUGUAAAAAUAAACUACUUGAGAAUCCCAGUCUCUCUGGGAUUGCCCAAUGGCCUUGCAUGACUUCAGGUUGGGGUUUCCUUUCCCUUGCACAGAUCCCACCUUGGCGUAGCCCUGGUGGAAUCAGAAGGGGACCCCAAUCUAAAAUUGGUGCAGAUGACACUAGAAUCAGUUUCUUUGCACCCUUGUUAAAAAGAUGAUGCAUUUACACAACUUUCUUUUUAUACAUACAGAAAUCAUCCGUUUUUCUGACUUUGCCCAGCACAUCUUGGAUGUAGGAUGGGCCCAAAAAGGCCAUCACUUGAAUUAUGACUUGAAUAUCACAAACCUUCCAUUCCUUGGGAAUUCAGCUAAUGGGGACCUCCCACUGCCAUACCCCUGCGAGAUGCACUGAACUCCUAUGGGCAGCUACAGUUCAUCUUGAUUGGGUCUCACCUUGCUCAGAAGGUGAGAAGGGAAAGAUGCAGAGAGGAAUUAGCUUCCAUUAGCUGAGUUAGCUACACUUCAAAAUGCUUCUGAAUUGAACUGAUGGUCUGCGGACAUUUGGAAAGUGAUUGGAGUAUUUCCAAAUGGCUGAGAUGCAUUGACUUCUUUUUCCUUG
Molecule: messenger RNA, 6117 nt
Organism: Lepidothrix coronata (blue-crowned manakin)
Lineage: Eukaryota; Metazoa; Chordata; Aves; Passeriformes; Pipridae
Gene: SLCO3A1
Product: solute carrier organic anion transporter family member 3A1
Exons: 10
Coding region: 1-2124 (707 amino acids)
Biological process (GO): transmembrane transport; sodium-independent organic anion transport; prostaglandin transport
Cellular component (GO): membrane
Molecular function (GO): protein binding
Source: RefSeq, a predicted model, not a curated record